Molecule: messenger RNA, 1797 nt
Organism: Penicillium argentinense
Lineage: Eukaryota; Fungi; Ascomycota; Eurotiomycetes; Eurotiales; Aspergillaceae
Exons: 4
Coding region: 1-1797 (598 amino acids)
Source: RefSeq, a predicted model, not a curated record
AUGCUGGGAGCACUCGGCCAGGUGCUGAAUAGCCUUCACUUCGGCCCCCACGAACGAAAGGUGAAGAGGUAUCUCAAUGAAGCCACUCAAGAUUCUGUCCUCGAAGAUCUGAAGAUAGCCCUCGCCCCUAGAAUAAAGGAGGUCCAGCAUCUCUGGAUCACAUUCGACGCCUAUUGUGUCGAAGACUAUUCCCACCAGCGGUACUGGAACGUGAUAAGUUUCCGGGAAUACAUUGAGAAAAAGCACCCUGAUGUGGCAAAUUCCGAGGCCGUGGUCCAACUGCUGUGGAGAUGUUUCCUCUACUUUGCCUAUCACCCUUUCCCCUGCGAUGCCACUGACAGUAGCAAAGUCGACUCGAGCGGCUUCCAACGUGCUGUAUCACUUCUAGCCGUUCAAGGCACUGAUAUCCUGGGUACACAGGACGAAGGGGAGUAUUUCUGGCGCCAUGACUGCGCUUUCUUCCGCAGAGCCGAUUUCCAAAGACUCUUUAGAAGCAUUAGCCUUCCGGAGGGUCCAAACAACCAGCCCACAGAUCCAUCUCUGGAGGAGGACGUCAUGGAUAUUUUGGCCAUGACGCAGCCGCAAUCGGUGAGCUUGGCUCCUUCUCAGGAUCAGCUAGGACCUGCAUCCCGAAAGCUGCUUAGUGAAAGUCCAGUCCGGACAGGGUGUCGGGUGACUCGAAAGGAUUUGUCGACAUUGCUAAGCUUGCUUCUACGGCUGAGACUGCACAAAGCUAAAUGGGGAUCAUACUUCCAUUUUGGUACUUUUGAUAAAUCUGAGCCUGUUGUCGAAAGAUUGGCCGAUAUUCUGGUUAAAGGACUAGGCGGGGACUAUAAUGGAGAGAAACUUGGAUCUGAGCAUCUUCUUAGGGCAAUGGGUUUGUUGCCGAACUUGAACCAACGAUUCCACCAGCUUUGGACUGUUCUAUUUCAACCACCGAUGGCUGCAGAUAAUCAAAUAUUGUCACAAGUACCGGAGCCAGUAGGAGCUGUAUCUGGCGGGAUUAUUGGGGCUAUUACACUGUUUAUCCCUCACCCUAAAUUCCCGACGAGCACUCGGGCGACGAUGCAGGACGCGCGGAUUACUUUGGAAAAACAAACACAGAGGCCAGAUGACUUGACAGUGACCCGUCUUGUGAAGACCCUGGAAAAUAAUGCAUAUCCACACCUGAUGCUACUAACCAGCGAUGCAACUACAACACCAGCCACGGUGGUAGGAGCAUACUUCCCUGGUCCGCUCUGGCUCAAGGCAAAUGGAAAAGAUAUGCGCGAAUUCAAGACUGGCACUUCCCAUCUCCUCUUUCAGCUUGAGCCUCAAUUCCGCCUUCUCCGAUGGACCUGCCCUAAUAUACCGCUCACAGACAUCAUCAAUACACAUGAAGAGGAAUUGUCGCUCGAAGCUAUCGCAGCAAGUGACAAAACACCUCCGACUUCAAACAAGGUCUAUUGGAUCGGAGACCCGGAACGAACAGGUCCUGGCCUACAAAUUGACCCAGUGGCGAGGUCGGCUCUGCUCACGAGCAAUUUUACCGACGCCAACGUUGGAGUAGCCUGGUAUAACGAUGUGGGCAGACAUAGCGACCGUGGUGACAAAAUACCCAAAAAGCACUGGGAGGUGACUGUCAAGCUUGGUCAGCUCAACUUUUUCCGUCUUUCGUGCGGGUUGGACGCAGACCUCGCUACUGGGAGGAUCAUCCGUGCCAAGGAUCAGGCUCGAUACAUGCGGGAGGCAAUGAAAACAAGGAUCGCGGGUGAGGACCUGAAGAAGAGGAUUUCAGGCUUCGGAUCUACUACAUGA